Molecule: messenger RNA, 1341 nt
Organism: Pimephales promelas (fathead minnow)
Lineage: Eukaryota; Metazoa; Chordata; Actinopteri; Cypriniformes; Leuciscidae
Product: protein lifeguard 1
Cellular component (GO): membrane
Source: RefSeq, a predicted model, not a curated record
AUUGAUUUGAUGGGCUUGGCAAAGUCCGUCCCCCAGGAGACAAACUGAUCAAGCACAGACUUUGCCCUGCACAACUCACAACAGGAAGCAGAGUGAUACUAAAAAGUGUGUCUAUAGGUUUGUUGAAAGACACAAUAUGAACACAGAGCAGUCUCCCCCUCCGUACAACCCCUAUUACCCUCCGCAACAUCCUAAUGCAACGCAGUUCAAUGCUGGGCAACCCACCGCUGGCAUGAUGCCCCCCGUUGUUGAACAAGUCAACAUGGGGAUUCCAGACAGCGCUCCCCCAGAGUACACCCUGGGCUUUGAGAAUGAGAACUGCUUUUCAGAUGCAACCAUAAGAAGAGGUUUCAUAAGAAAAGUGUACCUGACACUUAUGGUUCAACUAUUAAUAACUGUUGGAAUCAUCUGUGCUUUUCUUUUUUGGGAGACACUCAGGGACUGGGUAAAAGGCACAUACUGGUUUACCUAUACUAUGAUCGGUGUAACAUUUGCUUUAAUCAUUGUGCUCAUCUGUUGUGGUGACAUCCGUCGGAAAGUUCCUUUAAACUUCAUCUUCCUAGGGAUCUUUACAAUUGCAGAAGGCCUUCUCCUUGGAUCAGUUGUAGUGUACUAUUCGGCCGAUGCAGUGCUCUGGGCAGUGGGUGCAACUGCUUUGGUGUCUCUUGCACUGAGUUUGUUUUCAUUGCAAUCUAAAUGGGAUUUCACAGCUGCUUCAGGAAGCAUAUGGGCAAUCAGCUGGACGCUGUUUUCAUUUGCAUUGCUUUGUGCAAUUCUGAGAUCGCAGUAUUUGUACAUCUUUUAUGCAUCGUUGGGAACUUUGGUCUUCUCUGUGUACCUGGUGAUGGACACACAGCUCAUACUGGGUGGAAAGCACAAAUACAGCAUCAAUCCAGAAGAGUACAUCUUUGCUGCUCUGAACUUGUACCUUGAUAUUAUCACAAUUUUCUUAUUAUUGCUUCAAUUAAUUGGACUUUGUCGUUGAUGUGGUUUAUGAUCAUCAUGAUUUCUGACCCACUCGUCACCUGUCUCACAUAUCUUUUUGAGACACAAUAUUACCCUCUUUUUCUUCUUUCUUUUUUAACAUGACUCCAUUGUGUCUCUGUACCAAAUUUAAAACAGUAAAUCGGUAAAAUAUCAAACAGUUUAAUAAUAAAAUAGCUAUUAAGUAAAAUAGCUAUUGCAUAGUUGCGAGUUGUUUUACAAGUAAAUGAAGGGCAAAAAAUAUUCCCCAUUUUUUAUAAACUUGACUCCAUUGUGUCUGUAACAUGUUGUAUUAAAUGUUCACUGUCAUGCCACUGUACUUUAAGUUAAAUUCAUUAAAGUGGUGUCUCCAUUUUA